Prorocentrum cordatum is the source of this 1360-nucleotide messenger RNA. Lineage: Eukaryota; Dinophyceae; Prorocentrales; Prorocentraceae. The record is from the annotation of a GenBank genome assembly.
AUGGGGCUGCUGGCCGGCGACGAUGGCCCCGGGGGCCGCGGCGUGCGCGGGCCAGGCGGCCUGCCGGGCGGCAGGUGCGCGCCUCGCUGGCCCAUCGACGUGAGGGUCCGCGUGCCGCGCAGGUACCCAGCGCGCAGGGCCCUCCUGCUGCCCCCGCUGGCCGACGACGCGCAGGGCCUCCCCGGCGACCCCUCCGCCCGCGGCGAGGGCGCCCGGCCCGCACGCCCCGGCAGCUCCCCGGAUGGCGAGGGCGCCAGGGCGGAUGAGGUGGCCUGCUGCCGACGCACCCUGCGCGGCGCCGCCGCCGCGGCGCUGCUGUGCGGGGCCCCGGGCGAGGAGCCGGGCGAGGUUGAGCUGGAGGAGAUGACCACAGCGCGGCUCCGCUGCAGCAACAUGUUCGGCGACAUGCGCAUCGGCCAUAUGCUGCCGCGGCUGCCGAUGUUCCGCGGCUGUGGCGGGGAGUUCCUCGAGGCCCUCCGGCAGCGGGCGCGGAAGGUGCUCCUCCGCGCCGGGCAAUGCGUGGUGCAGGAGGGGAUGCCGAGCUCGGCGAGCAUGUACCUGGUCGCCUGGGGGUGCGUGGACGUGCACCGGGGCGGGCGCUGCUGCCGCAGGAUCCCCGAGGGCGGCUCCUUCGGCGAGGCCAACCUCCUGGGGCACCUCACGAGGUGGCCGUGCACGGUGGUGGCCUCGGCGGUGACGAUGACCUGCGAGAUCAGCCACGCCGCCCUCCACGCGGCCCUGGCCCUCCACGCCUGCGAGGCCGACCGGCUCGCCCUGGCGCUCGGGGGCCCUGGAGAGUUCACCGGCCGGCGUGAGCCCGAGCCCUGGAAGGCGCUGCGCCGCUGCGCGUCCCUGCGCCGCUGCGGGGAGCAGCUGCUGCGCGAGCUGGAGGCCUUCAUGGAGCCGCGCCUGUGCUUCCCCGGCGAGGCGCUGGCGGAGGAGGGCGAGAGCAGCGACGAGCUCCUGCUGGUCGACCGCGGGGAGGUCUCGGUGGAGGUCGCCGGCCGCACCGUGCGCACGGAGGAGGCGCCAGGCGCCCGGGUGAGGCUGACCUUCGCGGACGGCGGGGGCCAGCUCCCGUCGCAGCGGCGGAGCGCGGCCAUGGCGGGGUCGCCCCUGCCUGGGCGCGCCUCGGAGAGGCGUGCGCUGGGCGAGGAGAAGCCCGGCGACAGCCCCCGGCAGGUCUUCGACGAGGAGCCCCCCGAGGUGGUGGCCAUCGGGGAGGGCGCGCUGCUCGGCGUGUCGCCCGUCCGCACGGCCGCGGUCCGCGCGGUGCGGCUCUGCAGCGUGCGCAUCCUGGGGCGCCAGACGCUGCUGGAGGUGCUGUCGCGGCACCGGGCGGACCAGGGGCUCUGCCCGG